GUUGGUUCCUCAUUCGUUGUUCGACCUUGGCGGUGAAUCAUACGAACAUCACAUGACAGGUAAGUCCAAAUUUUUCAUAGCAUUUUACAAAAAUGAAGUAUACGUGGUGGAUAUAUACUUAUACAAAACUUGCGUAUACCUUUACAAGCUCACAUUUCAAGUGUUUGAUUAUGAAGUGUUUCACUUUGCAACAUAUAUCCAACGAUAUUAAAUUUUCUGGUGUUGUUUAAUUUAAACUAUAAUAUUACUGAAUAAAUGCAAUUGUCUGACUGUGUACUUGCGCAAAUGUUCGAUGUUUCCUCUGUCGUUCUAUCCAACCGCUUUCGCAGAUUUUGGAAAAAUGUUUAGCGUUAUCUAGCUUCCAUAUGGCGAUAUGCGUGCUUGCCUGGGCGCUGGAGAUUAGUCGACAAGUCCAAGUUUAGAGAAAUGCCGAAUUGGCAAAUUUUAAUUAUAUCAUCAUGGUAAUCGUUCGAACUUAAUGUAAAUUCGGAGCUAUAUAUGGUGGUUACAUUGGUCAAUUUAGCUCAUGAUGAAACAAUGAACACAUGCAGGUUCAGCUACAGUCUGGAGAUUAUUAUAACCGAUACAAGUCCCAACAGGUUCCUAUAGUAUAUAUAUAUUAUAUAUUCAGUCAGGCUACUAAACCUCUUCAAAUGGUUGCGUUGGUUUUGUCGACAGUUUUGUAACUAAGCUCGUUUUGUACGGUAUAUGUAUAUUGACGAGUGCCUCGAUUCGGAUUCUAGUUACUUCAAGGGCAAGAACGCACUCACCGACUGGUCCGACUCCUAGCUUUGUCUAAACAAGAUACCCUCAGGGAAAAUAAAGGAAAUGUGCGAUUAAUUCGUGAAAUAGGUCAUGCUAGUGAGUUUUUUACAGUAGCUCGCAUUUUAACUGAGCAUUCCCGAGGACUAUAAUCUAUAUAGUGCUGCGAUUUUUAAUUUUCACAAACCCAUGCAACUGCGCAAGCACGCAAGCAGUGGUAAAGCCAGAAACAACGUACAACGUGGCACGUUUCGAAACAGCAUUGCCUAAGGUAGUAUACUUUAGAAGCAUAUGUAGAAAUGUAUACUUUUGAUAUUGAACGCGGAUUCUAUUUACAGAAGUGUGAUAACGUAUGAUCUAAAUGACUAAAUGUGCAGCAUGACUUUAGGUGUUUGAGUUGUUACAAUCUAAGUUAUUCUAGGUACUAUUAAAACUCCUUUGUCAGGAAUGGUGUGCUUUGCAUAAUUUGUUCUUGUAAGACUUGUGAAAUUGAGAUGCAGUUCUUGUGUUGUAAUCCAAUUAAUGGUGAAUUUCGUCACUAAUUUCGUCAACUUGGGUAACCUUUCAAAAUGAAACCAUAAUUAGGUGCUGCGAAUUCUGAACGCUCAAUUGUCUCAAUUUGUCAUCUCAACCGUGUCAGGAAAUAAAAACAACGAUCACAUAUUCAGCAAAGCUAAAGUCCAUUUCAAUGUUUUUUUACUUCAAUCUUGCUGUUGACACUGUAAACUAUCGUACUUAUAGUUUCAUUUUAAGGUUUCGAAUUUCGAUUUCCAAUUCGAUUAUGAUGAAAGUGCAAGAAAAUAUUAUGAAUAUUAUGCAAGAAAAUAUACGUAAGCGAUAAGAGUUUAUUGAUAUUAUAUGAUUUGUACACGUGCUUGAAUUGGAUUAAUUAUAAUUAUUCAGGAAGUCCACAAGUUGUGCAACAUGUGCAAAAUCAGUUUUAUUUUUGUUUGCCCGUGAAAUAGCUUGAUCGCAGCCCGAAUUCAGGCUGCACGCAGCUAGGCGCUAUUUAUAAAACUGUUGGCAUAAAUGUCUUUCAAGCAUGACACAAUAUCUAUUUAUUAAUUCUUGUUGCACAUACAGGAAAUAGAAAAGCAAAGUUUUAUAUAUUUUUCAAACGGAUGUAUAAUGGUACAAUUAACGUUUGUUUAUAUUCAGUCUGUUUUCGUUACGCGGCUAAUCUUAUCUAGAAUAUAAAUUUCUCACGAAUUGCAGAUAGCAAGCAGGGGGCGUAUUGUGUUUUAGAUGUUCAUUGACCUGUGAUGUCUUGUGACUGAUUUAGAAUGCAGUUUGAAAAAGGGCAAUCGCAUUAGAUUGAGGAAAUUGAGGAAAGCGCGUGACUCAUGCAUGAUUUACAAUCUUUGUCAAAUGUGACAGGCUAGUCCCACAGAGCUCUAUUACGGGUAACCAUAAACUAACAAGUACAAAAGAUAUUGUUUACGAAUUUAUACUGACAACGCAAUGAGGUUACGUUCUGAGGUUACAAUCCGCAAUCUAACUAUAAACCCUAUAUUAAAUUACUUUCAGACGUAGCAGCACUCCAGACAUAACCUUUUUAUGCAUGCCUUUUUAAAAGCUUACCUUUUCAACACAAUUUUGAAUUUUAUCGGAUAUUAAAAUACCAGAAACGCUUGCUAUCACGACUGGAGGGUAACUGUCGAGCCGAGAGCACCUUAAUGGUUUCAAGUUAGUCUUAAGCGCCGUUUACACUACGCUCAAUUUUUGGUACGGCACGGAUAAAAUUGGUACCCGUACCACUUUUUUGGUUCUUAGACUACCUAUUUAGCUAAGCCCCGUUUAUACUACGCUCAAUUUUUGGUACCGUACCACCUUUUGGUUCUCGGACUACCUAAAUAGGUAGUCCAAGAACCAAAAAAGUGGUACGGGUACCAAUUUUAUCCGUGCCGUACCAAAAAUUGAGCGUAGUGUAAACGGGGCUUUAGAUUCUUAGUGCUAUAUCUACGUUACUUAUUGUACAUAUACUGAGGGAGGCGGCGAAGACGUUGUCGUUGGGGGAGGACUUUUAAAUGAUUUUUAAAAUUACGUUUUACUUUACCUAAAAUCUGUGUUUGAACUAUAGUGUGGUUUUUUCAUGAGUACAGGGGGAUAUAUUUAAUAGGGGGUUGGGGUAAUGCUCCCCCGAGAACAUUUUUAAUAUUUUGACCCACAGAAAGCCCGAAUAUGCAAGUAAAAUUUUGCUUUAAUUUAAUUAAUUUGUUACGUAGACAAAAUACAAUACAAAUGAGACGUAUAACGAAUGACAAAACAAAUGUGUGACAGGAGACAGUCACAGGACAAAGUCCCACUGCCCCCCCCCCCCACAGAAGAGAAAAGCAAUUAAAUUAAAAUACAAAGCUUAAGUUCACUUUUGACUUUAGAGCUUGCUUUCACUUUUAACUUUCACGUUUCCCUGUCAAUGCUGUUAUAAUGUUUGUGAAAAUCAGUUCAAGUCACCUCUAAAUUUACCUGGAAUUACUUGUGAACAAAUGUCCGGGGAGGGAGGGGAGGGGUAUACUCCACACCCAGUGUUCCUAACGUGAAGUAACUAUAUUUAGGAAACCGCAGACUAAACGAUUUGUAGCAUUCAGUGGUAGCCAUGCCUGCAUGGUAUAGAGCAUGAUACGAAUUGACAUUGUCACUGUUUUGUACGAAAUGGCAAACAAUUAAAGUUUAGUAGUUUUUCUAUAGAUUCAUUAAUUGAAAAGUGCAUGUCAUUAAGGAUUCUAUAAUUAAGUUUCAAUUUAAUGUAAAAUCGAACCUUUGUGGCAUCAACGUUUUGCACUACGUUUCAAAUUUGAGUCCUCUGUCCCAUUGCUGGUAAUUAUAGCCGCGAAAGCAUGCCUAAUUUUAAUAAUUUUUUUAUCACUGCCCAAUUUUGUGCACCUAAAAAUUUCUGAACACACUCUUAUAAUAAUGUGUAACCACAAACUUUGUCUACCUAUUUCACAUAACUACAAUUCAUAUUCAACAUACACUGCUCAGCACCCAGGGUUUCCCAGGGAAAUUUGGGGGCCCAGGGCAAAAUUUGACUUGGAGCCCCUCGUGAUUGAGUGUGAUUUCAUCUUGAAACACUAUGAUUGGGGUCGGAAUUCUCCUCGGGAAAAUUUUUAAAUCUGAGGUCCCAGAAAUGGCCAAAUCCUGCAUUCUGGAAGUCUAGUUGACAGUUAUCAGUAUCUAUAUAUUUCACUGUAAUUCUUUAUUUGCCCCCCCCCCCCAGCCCUUUAACUUGUACCCCAGGGCAAAUUGCCUCCUCCACUCCUCUGGGCGGCCUUGACAGCACCUGAAGUUACGACUAUCUAUGACAACAUAGUAUCAUAGUAUCAUAGUAUCAUAAUCACAUGCUUGCAGGAAAGAAAUAUUUCCGUCUUAGCAAAUGAAAGGCAGCUUAGGCGUGACAAACCUCUAGAGGGGUUCCCGGGGAUGCACCAAUAGAAAAUUUUGUAAUCUAGACUCUCUGAAAGGGCAUUCCCUGCAAUCUGCAGGACAUUCUAUAGAAUUCUUCAGCAAUUACGGAAAGUACAUUCACUCCAUCUUCCAAGCUCAUAGAGAUCUUUGGUAGGAUACUUUCUUCAUCUGAUGAACCUUAAGUAUAAUAUUAGUGCGGACGUUCGAUAAUUUGGCAGUUAUCAAUUUCAAUUUCAUUCUAAUUAUUCGUAUUCAAAAUGUUUUGAUUAAUACUAUCAAGUGGCAAGACUAAUUUUUAGUUCAGUUUUUUUAUUCAUUGCCUCAUUUUCCUGUUUAAAAUUAACAACUUAUCACAGCAAAUUUUAUCACUGCACAUUUUACUUUUAUCACUGCACAAAUUGGUUGUCACUGCACACUAAAAUUAGAUAUGCGCGAAAGACAUGAAAUGCACCUCAUUUCCAAACUUUAGGAGUCGGGUAUUAUUAAUUGGGACGAAAGUCCUGUUCCUCAUCGCAGUCGCGUACGUUGUCUUGGAACAUGUUAUUUAUAUCAGCAUGAGUGUCGGUGUCGGUGUCGGUGUCGGUGUCGGUGUCGGAGUCGGUGUCAGUAAUUGUUUUAUAAAAUAACUACGUAUACAGUUUAACAAUGGUCAAGUUACAGUAAUUCACUCUCUGUAGUUAUUGUAAACCUUUGUUCACUGUUUUGGUGAACUUGCCGCUCGGUUAAUAUACUGUUAUUGUUUAUUUCACGCAUUGAAAUGUUUUCGUUCUCCGACAUUUUGAAAACCCCGCGGAAGGCAUUUAAAUUUUCCGUGCAGGAUAGUCUCAUCCUGCACGGGUAUUGACCAAUCAGAUUGCGUGUUUCACUUAUAUGAUACGCAACACUUUAUAGAGAAAGAUAGGAGUAACAUGGAUCAUUUUGUGCAAUUUGCCGUUGUUUUCCACCUAGUUAUCUGCGGAGGAUUCUGUGUGUGAUUUUUAAUGUGAUAAUCUUAAUUGUAUAAAAAAGUCUUUAAAAUCGUGUUGUUUAGCAAUGAAGAUGCUUUGGCUUUUGGUCUCCAUCCUGGUGCUUCAUCAAGCGGUGGCAAUGGAAAGAACUAAAGAACCAGUCAAAAUAAUGAGUGAGCUCAUUCGACCGGUAUUUGGCGAUAAG
Messenger RNA from Paramuricea clavata, 5319 nucleotides. The record is from the annotation of a GenBank genome assembly. Lineage: Eukaryota; Metazoa; Cnidaria; Anthozoa; Malacalcyonacea; Plexauridae.